This is a messenger RNA of Puccinia triticina, 1074 nucleotides long. RefSeq lists its product as uncharacterized. Gene Ontology annotation, cellular component: cell cortex. The transcript is spliced from 4 exons. NCBI's taxonomy places the organism in Eukaryota, Fungi, Basidiomycota, Pucciniomycetes, Pucciniales, Pucciniaceae. The coding region runs from base 1 to 1074 and encodes 357 amino acids. Gene Ontology annotation, molecular function: GTPase activator activity. The record is from RefSeq and is a predicted model, not a curated record. Gene Ontology annotation, biological process: regulation of fungal-type cell wall organization; signal transduction; activation of GTPase activity.
AUGAACGACCACCCAGCCGAAGACGCCACCAGGCUCAGACAGCUGCUCCGCAAACUGCUCCAGGCCCUGCCCCUCGCCAGCGAACACCUCCACGCCUUCUACGGGCCCAUCCGCAUCCCCACCAUCGUCCAUGUCUGUGCCCAGCGCCUGCUCUGCAGCCAGGGACUCGCCACCCAGGGCAUCUUCAGGAUCAACGGAAACCUCAAGCGCAUCAACCAACUCGAACGACUCUUCGCCGACCCCGCCCUCCUCUACGGGAAACUCUUCAACAUCGCCCUCCCCUACUUCAGCCUCCACGAUGUCGCCGGCGUCCUGCGCAGGUAUCUGUGGGCCCUGCCAGUUGAGCCUCUCUGCCAUGCCCAUCCUGCCACUCUCCUCGAACUGACCACCCUGCUUAAAAAGGAGCCGUUAGUCCCCCACCAAGCAACGAUGGAGAUGGUCAUCAUCUACCGGCGAUACACCAGCCAACAGGGCCCCUCGACGGGCGCGAAAGCCGGCCGGAGCAGCACCAUCGCCGGCGCCGGAGUGGUCGAAGAGCUCGAGGGCGUGCUGCGGCGCCAGAUGGACAGGCGGGCACGCGACCUGCUCCACUACCUGCUCGAGCUCCUCGCACGCUUCUCGCUCCAUGCGCCCGACAACCUCAUGACCCCCAAGAACCUCGCCAUCGACUAUCUCGCUCGCAUCGACCGCGUCCAGGAAGUCCUCCGCAUCCUCAUCGACCAUUUCGCACUCCUCUCCACCCUCUUCAUCCCCCCGCCCCCACACCAUCUCUCAGCCUCCCCCUCCCCCUCCCCCUCCUCCUCCUCUACCACCUCCUCCCCACGCCUGCCCACGAUCCACGACGACUACCGGCUGCUCCUCCUCCACCCCGACCACGCCUCCCCCUCAACCCCGCCCCACCUGCGCCCCCAGUCCACACUCUCCAUCCCCACCCCUCCCUUCAUCCACUCCUCACAAUCUACGCUCAUCCUCAACCCCACCAGCCAUCUCCCAGCCACCACUCAUCAUCCCCACCAUCAUCUCGACCUCUUUAAUUCCUUCUCCUUCAUCCAUUCGCUCGACGACGGCGGCUAA